Messenger RNA from Prorocentrum cordatum, 1179 nucleotides. Lineage: Eukaryota; Dinophyceae; Prorocentrales; Prorocentraceae. The record is from the annotation of a GenBank genome assembly.
AUGGGGAAGAGGCCGCCGCCGGCGCUCCUCGACCCGGCCGCGGGGCUGUCAUCGGCGCCGCCGCUCCCCCACUUCGCCGAGCUCGGCCUCCAAGAUCGCGCCGCCGCGUCGAUCUUGACGGCUUGGGCCGGCGAGUCGUCGUUGGCUCCGACGGAGGUUGCGCCCGACAGCACGGGCCCCGCCCCGCAUUCCCCGCCGCCGGGUUGCCUCGGCCCGCCGCCAGGAGACCUUGGCUCCGCCUCGGCCGCAGGCUGGCCGCCCGCGCCGCCCGGCCACUUCCGCGUCGGGCUACCUGCGCCCGCGCCGGCCGCUCAGCCCCCGGGGCUCGCUGCCGCCCCGCCGCGGCGCUCUGUCAUCCCGGAACAGCUCGCGCCCGCUGCAGCCGCGGCGGGCGCCGCAGAUGGGCCGACCGCGCCCUGGGUCAAGGCGCCCUGCCCAGUUCCUCUUCGCAGCCCGCUGCGAGCGCCCUGGAAGACCCCGCCAGCGAGCUGGCAGCAUUACGGCAAGAGCUUGAGCAGCGCCGUGCUGCCCGCGCAGGUCGGGGAGAGCUGGUCGGCGCGGGGGGCGGGGAAGCGCGGUUGCACCGCGUUUCCGGCGGCGUGCGUCGUGCGUCGAGAGCUUGCCCAGUACGCGGCGUGUGCCGCGCGGCUUCAGGCUGAGCUCCGCGAGGGUGUCUCCGGCUGGCCGCGCAAACUUCGCGAGUCUUUCGGGCCAGAGCCCGGGCCGUUGCCGGGGCUCCCCGGCCUCGCCAUGCAUAGCCCGCCAGAGGCCGCCCGCGUAAGGGCGGAGGCACGCCACGGGCCAGGGCUGGUUCAAAUUCUGUGGGUGCCCGUGGCGAUGCACGUGAUGCGGCGAGCCCGCUUCGUGGAGGCCUUCGAUCCAGCGCAGGGCGUCGCGGCGCUAUCCCCCUACAUCCCGACUGCGCUCAUCGAUGGGGACUCGACGCGCUCCCCUUCGUCAGAUUCUUUCUGCCAGGAGUGGGAGUCACAGGUCCUCGUCGGCAGCGGCGCCAGCCUUGCCAGGUUCGAGUCAGUACCCAUGGUCGGCGCGAAGGGAACCCUGAUCCCCUCGCCAACCGGCCCGGCAAGAUCCCAGAGCGACUCGGCUCCAACGGCGCGGCCGACUCGGGCGGUCGCCCUGGGCCGACGCGGGCGGCGGCGGCCAGCGAGAUGGGGCCAG